Messenger RNA from Erinaceus europaeus (western European hedgehog), 730 nucleotides. It is a transcript of the gene SUB1, whose product is annotated as SUB1 regulator of transcription. The record is from RefSeq and is a predicted model, not a curated record. The transcript has 5 exons. Gene Ontology annotation, cellular component: transcription regulator complex; nucleus. Gene Ontology annotation, molecular function: DNA binding; transcription coactivator activity. The coding region runs from base 107 to 487 and encodes 126 amino acids. NCBI's taxonomy places the organism in Eukaryota, Metazoa, Chordata, Mammalia, Eulipotyphla, Erinaceidae. Gene Ontology annotation, biological process: positive regulation of transcription initiation by RNA polymerase II.
GCGGUUUAAAAGCAGGCGGGGCCUGAGCCUCCAGGUUGCCGUCACUUCCUCUCCUGUCAUUCGCGAGGCUGGGCGCUGGAAGCACUUCGGCUGCAAGAGCGGAACAAUGCCUAAAUCAAAGGAACUUGUUUCUUCAAGCUCUUCUGGCAGUGAUUCUGAUAGCGAAGUUGACAAAAAGCUAAAGAGGAAAAAGGUUACUCCAGAGAAGCCUGUAAAGAAGCAGAAGACUGGUGAAACCUCAAGAGCUCUGUCAUCCUCUAAGCAGAGCAGCAGCAGCAGAGAUGACAACAUGUUUCAGAUUGGGAAAAUGCGGUACGUAAGUGUUCGAGACUUUAAAGGGAAAGUGCUAAUUGACAUUAGAGAAUACUGGAUGGAUCAGGAAGGUGAAAUGAAACCAGGAAGAAAAGGUAUCUCUUUAAAUCCUGAGCAGUGGAGCCAGCUGAAGGAACAGAUUUCUGACAUUGAUGAUGCAGUAAGGAAACUGUAAAAUCAGAGCCAUAUAAAGUCUGUACUGUUCUUGUUGUUUUAAUCUAUCUUUUUACAUUGGCUUUUGUUUUCUAAAUGUUUUCCAAGCUAUUGUAUAUUGGACUGCUGAACAAUUUGUAAGAGGAAUACCUUUUUUUUUAUGUGCUUUAUUAAAAAUGUCAUGAGUGAAGCUAAUUGUCAGCUUUGUUAUGGAGGAAUUGCUUUGUGCUCAUCAUCUAGUGUAAAAUAAAAUCAAGUAACACAA